Hylaeus volcanicus is the source of this 1663-nucleotide messenger RNA. RefSeq names its product mitochondrial amidoxime-reducing component 1-like. The transcript is spliced from 7 exons. Gene Ontology annotation, molecular function: pyridoxal phosphate binding; molybdenum ion binding; catalytic activity. Bases 420 to 1634 code for a protein of 404 amino acids. The record is from RefSeq and is a predicted model, not a curated record. NCBI's taxonomy places the organism in Eukaryota, Metazoa, Arthropoda, Insecta, Hymenoptera, Colletidae.
CCAAGCCAGUUCCCAGAGCCACAGCUGAUGGAAGAACGCAGAACUCGUGUAAAGCCGUACUGGAAAAAUUAGACCACGAUGAAUCCCUUCGCGCUAUCACCAGAUAUUCUUGGCAACUCCAUCGAGAUAAAAACUUAGCAGGUUUAAGAAAAAAAGUCUGCCACUAGACGCGCGAUAAAGACGAACAUCUACUAUUCGCUGGCGCCGUUCGGUUAGCUCUUGGACGACUGGCGAACAGCGCACAAUCGUCUGCAACGAAGGCCUGCGCCCGAUAAACUCGUGGAGUGGGACAGAGACGAUCGACGCGUUGCAUAACACCACCGCUAGGAGUGCGAAAUGAGCGUGGAACGUGGGUGAGCCUGUCACGCACAGUGUCCAAGAGGAUCAUCUCUUCCAGGUGGUCACUGGCAUCGAGGAACAUGCAAGGACAUCCGGAUUGGAGGCCGACAGUGGUGAUAACGUGCAGUUUAGCGGUUGUUUUCGUGGUGGUCAUGUGGAGCAUACGAAAGAGAUCCUCCUCGGAUAAAUCGAAAAGGGCGAAGGAGAAGGACGCGAAGGAGGACGAAGAAAUCGAGGAAAUCGACACUUCCAGUGGCGACGUUGACCACGAAGUCUACUUGGCGAUCUGUCCGACCAAUGAUAACAUUCCUGAGUUGCCCUAUCCGAAUUGGGUGAAAGUGGGUGAAAUUCAAGAGUUGUACGCGUACCCUUUGAAGUCUGGACGAGGAAAGGCUGUCAAGGAAUGCGAUUUCACAGAGUUUGGGAUCAGCAUUGAGAGCAAAGGGCACUUCACCCUUCGAGAUAGAAUGUUUCUAGUGUACAACGAGGAAACUGGCCGCUUCCAGACUGGCAGGCAGUACCCAACGCUGAUUUUGGUUAGCCUGUCCGCGGUGGACGAGACCAAGGUGAAACUCGAAGCCGUAGGGAUGCCCAGCAUGGUUUUCACGGUGCCAAAAUGUUCAGACGAAAGCCCCGAAGCCGUUCAAUGCACAAUGUGGUGGGGAGAGCCGGUGAAGUGUAUCGAUUGUGGCUCAGAACCUGCUGAAUGGUUAUCAAGAUUUCUGACUGGAACGAAUUCGGGGCUACGAUUGGGCUGCGCCAUGAUGGACAAACGAAAUAUCACCGAUGGCCCUUGGGAAAAUUACACCAAGGUGUACAAGACGCUCAGAAACGAGGAUACUGGUUUAUUCAGCGAUCUGGCCAGUUACAUGUUGAUGACCACACGGUCCGUUGAGCUUCUAAACGAGAAACUGGAGAUACCUGUACCUGCCUUACAAUUCCGUCCGAAUAUUUUAGUCUCCACGGAAAAACCCUUCGAAGAUGACAACUGGGAAUGGAUUAAAAUUGGCAGACGAGCUGUGAUCAGAAACGUCAAACCGUGUACGAGGUGCAAAUUUAUUCGAGUGAACCCUGAAUCUGGCAUUAUGGAUGAACAGGAGCCGUCGAAAACGCUGAAAACUUUUCGAGAACUGAUGGACCCGGAACGUGUUAAACUCGAGGGAAAAGUGCCAACGAUUGGAAUACUCUGCGGACUAUACCUUUCUGGAAGAGUGAACAUCGGAGACGAAGUUUUCGUGCACGUGCCUGACAAUUCCUCCAUAGAAACGCGUCAACCUGAAGAAACUGCAAACUAGAACUUAAAACCGACAAAAAAAAAAAAGAA